Messenger RNA from Racocetra fulgida, 898 nucleotides. The record is from the annotation of a GenBank genome assembly. Lineage: Eukaryota; Fungi; Glomeromycota; Glomeromycetes; Diversisporales; Gigasporaceae.
AAAAACUAUUGAUGAUUUAUUAACAAGCGCUGAUUUUAUUCAAAUUAUCCUUUAUAAAUUAAAUAUUGAACAAUUUUUACAAUUUAUGAAAGCGGCUACUGAAUUACAAAAUAACUUAAAUAUUAAAGCUAAUGCCUUGCAACUUCAAAAUUUAUUUUCUGACAUGACAACUUAUAUAGAUCAAAAUUUGGAAAUUCUACUUCAAAAUGACGCUGUUGGUGUAUUACAAAUAGUUUUUAAUUAUGAUAUAUGUGAAUCAUUCUGUGAAUACUGUAUUUAUCUUAUAUGUCUCAAUCCCAAUGCAUUAUUUGACAACCCGCGAUUAACUCAAUUGGAUCGUUCCAUUUUAUUUUUUAUAUUGCAAUGUGAUGAUAUGGGAAAAUUAAAUGAAAAAAAGAUUUUUGAUUGUCUAAUUAAAUGGGGGACUGCACAACACGAAGCCACGAUUCUAAAGAGCAUGAUGACUUGGACAAGUCGAGAAUUCGUGAUUUUUGAGAAGUCUAUUAAUGAUUUUAUUCCUUUAAUUCGUUGGUUUGCGAUAUCUAUAGAAGACUUUAAUCAAAUUCGUUACUUUUUAGAAAAUAUCUUACCAAAUGAUUUAUAUGAUAAACUUGUAGAUCAUAAUCUUGAUCGUAAAUCAUCACCAAAUGAAUUGAAUAAGAGAUAUUUACCAUGUACUUUCCUUCUUAAACCAUGGCACUUUAAAAUUUUUGAAAAUUGGAUUGAAGAAGGUGAUAAAAAUAAAUCCUUUUUUCCCAAAUUAUUUAAAUCAAAUACUACAAAUGAGAAAAAAGAACAUUCUGAAUCAAUGACUUUAAAUAUGAAACCAAGUCACUUUUCAAAUAAUAAUCUUUAUGAUUUUGUUCUUCUUUAUCGUGGAACGGAUAAUAAUUUUGAC